AUGGGCAGAAGAAGAUGGAGACCCUAUGGCAAUCGUGGCAUUUGGUAUAUCAUACACACUGACGGUGCAUGUAUCAACAAUGGUCGUCCUUGGGCACAAGCUGGCUUCGGCAUAUUUUGGGGCGAUGAUGAUCAUCACAAUGUAUCCGAAAGACUCUGUGGUCCUCAACAAACUAACCAACGAGCCGAAGCACAAGCGGUGCUUACCGCUUUGGAGCAGACAGAUGGCUUUUACGAUACCGUGGAAAUCAGAACAGACUCUAUUUACGUGGUGCGUGCUGUAAAUGAAUGGUGUUAUAAAUGGGAGAGCAAUGGCUGGGUAAACGCAAAAGGUCUUCCUGUCGCGAAUCAGAGCAUAUUCAAAGAAAUACUGUACUUUAUGAAUAACAGACCUGGCCAUGUGUAUGUCAAACAUGUGCCUGGCCAUGCUGGCAUCUAUGAAAACGAAAUGGCGGAUGAGCUGGCGAGAGAAGGUGCUAACAUGGAUUCUGAGGAUGAGAACCAAGACGAUAGUAACGACAGCAACAAUGGUUGUUAUUACGAUUAA
Messenger RNA from Mucor velutinosus, 546 nucleotides. RefSeq names its product ndufs4 NADH dehydrogenase Fe-S protein subunit (gene NdufS4). The transcript has a single exon. The record is from RefSeq and is a predicted model, not a curated record. The coding region runs from base 1 to 546 and encodes 181 amino acids. Gene Ontology annotation, biological process: DNA replication, removal of RNA primer. NCBI's taxonomy places the organism in Eukaryota, Fungi, Mucoromycota, Mucoromycetes, Mucorales, Mucoraceae. Gene Ontology annotation, molecular function: nucleic acid binding; RNA-DNA hybrid ribonuclease activity.